AUGAGUUACUAUUUACAACACUAUAAAAAUUCAUUUUUCACAGAUAUCUUAGAAUUUUUGAAUAUUGUGACUAUUCAAGAACCGUUACCUACUGAAACUCAAUAUUCAGAACAAAAAUCUCAAAGAGAAUCAAUUGAAUAUAUAAAAUCAAAUCCAUCUAAUAUUGAUAAUAUUUCAACUGAUAAUAAUGAUUCAGAUGAUAUAACACAAGAUACCUAUGAUAACCUUGGUGGAGAUGAUCAAUCGUAUCAUAAUAAUUUGGAAAGAAUUGCUACUGUAAUGUCUGGCGCAUCAUCUCAUAUGAAUAAUAAUAAUAAUAAUAGCAUUCGUGUUAGUGACCCAGAAAAGAAUCAAAGAGAAAAAAAUAGUGGGAUCUCUGAUGAUGAAGAAAAACAAUUAUCUGGUACAGACUCUAACUCUACGUCACAAUCUCAACCACAUGAUAUCAAUCUUGUACACGAUGUCGAUGACGAGGAUGAUAUUAAUGAUCCAUUUUUAGUUAGUUGGCAUAAUACAUCUAUGGAAGAUAAUCCAUUAAAUUGGUCAACUUUUAAAAAAUCAUUUAUGAUGGCAGAAGUGAUGUUACUAGGUUGUGUUACUUAUAUGUGUUCAUCUAUUUAUACACCCGCACAAGCUACUAUUGCUGAAGAAUUUGGUAGUGGCCAUGUAGUUGCAACAUUAAAUUUAUCAUUAUAUGCUCUAGGUUAUGGUAUUGGCCCAAUUGUAUUUUCCCCCUUAUCCGAAGUAGCUAAAAUUGGUAGACAACAAAUUUAUUUUUAUACCCUUUUUGUUUUUUUCUUAUUUCAAAUAGGUUGUGCUACUGUUAAUAAUAUGGGUGGUUUAAUUGCAUUAAGAUUUUUUGCUGGGAUUAUGUGUUCACCUGCUUUAGCUACAGGUGGUGCUACUGUUGCUGAUAUGGUAACAUUAAAGCAUUUAUCAAUUUGUUUAUCAACAUGGGAUCUUGGUGCAACAUGUGCACCAAUUAUUGCACCAAUCAUUGGUGCAGCUAUGCUUGUUGCUAAAGAUUGGCGUUGGAUCUUUUGGUUUAUGACAAUGAUUGGCGGCUUUACAUUAGUAUUAUUAUUUUUCUUCUUCCCAGAGACAUCACAUCAAAAUAUUUUAGCACGUCGUGCUAAAAGAUUAAGAAAACAAACAGGUGAUCAAAGAUACUAUACAAAACAAGAAAGAUUAGAUUCAAAAUUAACUACCCGUGAAAUUAUGAUAACAACAUUAUAUAGGCCAUGGGAAUUAAUGUUUAAAGAACCAAUAAUUUUAGCAUUUGAUCUUUAUAUUGCAUUAGCAUAUGGUGCAUUUUAUCUAUUUUUUGAAGCAUUUCCUUUAGUCUUUACAAAUAUUUGGCAUUUUACUGCAAUUGAAUCAGGUUUAGCAUUUUUAGGGUUUGCAGUUGGUACAGCAUUUUCAUAUCCAUUAUUAUUUUAUUUUUUAAAGACAAUUAUCAAUCCAAAGAUUAAAUCAAAUACAGUUACACCAGAAAUGUUUUUAAUUUUAAUGAUGUGGGUUGGUUGGUGUUUACCAUUAGGUUUAUUUUUAUUUGGUUGGGGUGCAGGUACACAUUGGAUUGUACCAAUAAUUUCAGAAAUUUUUUUCCAAUUGUCAUUAUGGAGUUUGUUUCAAGUUACAUAUUCAUACUUAGCAUCAUGUUAUCCACGUUAUGUUGCAUCAGUAUUUGCAGGUAAUGGAUUAGUUAGAUCAAUAUUUGCCUGUGCAUUCCCAUUAUUUGGUGUUAUAAUGUAUGAAAAUACAGGUACAAAAAAUUAUCCAGUUGGUUGGGGUUCCAGUAUUCUUGGAUUUUUCACUUUAUUAUUAACAGCUAUACCAUUUGUACUUUAUAAAUAUGGACCAGCUAUUAGAGCAAGAUCGAAAUUUAGUGGUUGA
This is a messenger RNA of Maudiozyma saulgeensis, 1896 nucleotides long. NCBI's taxonomy places the organism in Eukaryota, Fungi, Ascomycota, Saccharomycetes, Saccharomycetales, Saccharomycetaceae. The record is from the annotation of a GenBank genome assembly.